Aricia agestis (brown argus) is the source of this 1373-nucleotide messenger RNA. RefSeq names its product sialic acid synthase (gene NANS). NCBI's taxonomy places the organism in Eukaryota, Metazoa, Arthropoda, Insecta, Lepidoptera, Lycaenidae. The coding region runs from base 121 to 1170 and encodes 349 amino acids. Gene Ontology annotation, biological process: carbohydrate biosynthetic process. The transcript is spliced from 5 exons. The record is from RefSeq and is a predicted model, not a curated record. Gene Ontology annotation, molecular function: N-acylneuraminate-9-phosphate synthase activity.
GAGCGGCAUUACCGCGCCGCCCGGCGAUUACCGCGGACCGAGUAUAUUCAAUUGGCCGUGUUCAGUCCGGCCGGCUAGGUCGAUAAACCCCGUGGUACGUGUUCGUAUGGCAGAGUGAAAAUGGUCGAGGUGAAGAUAACCGAGGACAUCCGAGUCGGCGGGACCAACCCCUGCUUCAUAAUCGCCGAAGUCGGCCAGAACCACCAAGGUGACAUUGAAUUAGCGAAAAAACUAAUCAAAGCGGCAAAGGAAGCAGGAGCUAGUUGUGUUAAAUUUCAGAAGACAUGCCUCAAAGAGAAAUUCACAAAGAAGUAUUUGGAGAGGCCCUACGAUAGCUCUAAUUCCUGGGGAAAGACGUAUGGAGACCACAAACAACAUUUGGAAUUCUCAGAGAGUCAAUACAGAGAACUGUUCAAAUAUGCGCAUGAAGUCGGAAUACUGUUUACCGCGUCUGCUAUGGACAUGGUAUCAUUCGACUUCCUAGUAAACAUGAAGGUGCCAUUCAUAAAAAUCGGAUCAGGCGAUUCCAACAACCUCCUCUUCCUGAAAUACGCCGCAUCCAAGAACGUUCCUCUGAUCAUUUCAACGGGGAUGGUCGACAAGCAGGCAGUGAAAACUAUCUACGACAUAAUAUCGGCUCAGCACAAGAACUUCUGCCUGCUACAUUGCAUAUCGGCGUACCCUGUGCCAUUUGAGGACUGCAAUCUGACAGUUCUGCAGGAUUACAAAAACACUUUCGAUAUUCCUGUCGGUUAUUCUGGUCAGGAAGUUGGUACGGCGGUGGCUUUGGGCGCAGUGGCUUUGGGUGCUAAGGUGUUAGAGAAACACAUAACCCUUGACAAAACGAUGAAGGGGACGGACCACGUGUGCUCGCUCACGCCGGAGGAGUUCGCUCAGCUGGUGCGCGACGUGCGAGUCAUCGAGGCGUCGCUCGGCACGCCCAUCAAGAAGGUCGUCACUUCAGAAAUCCCAUGCAUCGACAAGCUCCAGAAAUCUCUAGUUAUGGGCUGCACGAAGAACAAAGGAGAGAUUCUGUACCCGGGCGACGUAAAAAUAAAAGUGGCCGAGCCUAAAGGACUAAACGCUCUCCAUUUCGAAGAGGUUAUUUAUAAAACGCUGGUAUAUGAUAAAAAGGAGGAUGAACCUUUGAACGAAGGAGAUUUCUGCUAAGACUGACUUUCUCGUAUGAAAUUAUAUCCACAUGUAUAUGAUAAUAAUUGUAUGAAAAAAAUACAUUGUAUUUAACAAACGAUCAACUUCUCAAACGCUUUAUAUAACUAAAUUGAGAUGCUAUCAUGAUAUUUCAAAUUACACCAUUUUACUACUAACAUUUAUGCAACAUUAAUGCAGUCCAGUCACUCCAGUCCGUUUAC